Molecule: messenger RNA, 603 nt
Organism: Mangifera indica (mango)
Lineage: Eukaryota; Viridiplantae; Streptophyta; Magnoliopsida; Sapindales; Anacardiaceae
Product: TIR-only protein-like
Exons: 2
Coding region: 1-603 (200 amino acids)
Biological process (GO): signal transduction
Source: RefSeq, a predicted model, not a curated record
AUGCAGCGUUAUUCCUCUUCUUCUUCAGCCAUGAAUUUAUGCCGUAAAAUCCUCAACCCUAGAAAUCAAAUCCAACCCAUUAGACGACCGUGUGAUGUUUUCAUUAACCAUAGAGGAAUUGAUACAAAGAGGACCAUUUCUGGGUUGCUUUAUGACCAUCUUUUGAGGCUGAGGCUCAACCCUUUUUUGGAUAGCAAAAAUAUGAAGCCUGGUGAUCGGUUGUUCGACAAGAUCGACACUGCAAUCAGGCACUGUAAGGUAGGAGUUGCUGUGUUUUCACCCCGCUAUUGCGAGUCUUACUUUUGCCUCCAUGAACUUGCCCAUAUCAUGGAAUCGAGGAAGAAAGUUAUACCUAUUUUUUGUGAUGUGAAGCCGUCUCAGCUUCAAGUUAAAGACAAUGGAACAUGUUCAAAAAAAGAGUUGCAAAGAUUUACAUGGGCUGUGGAGGAAGCAAAAUACACCGUGGGACUUACAUUUGAUUCAUUAAAAGGGGACUGGUCAGAGUUCUUAAAAACAACAACGGAUGCAGUGAUCAAGAACUUGAUUGAGGAGGAUGAAGAAAAUGGAAACAAGGGAAGGCUUUGCAUUGUGCAGGAUUCUUAA